AUGCUUAUUUUUCGUUUCUGGCUUGAAAAGCUUUCCCAGUGCUUCAUUGAAAACUUCAAAGUUGAACAAGCCUAUAUCAAUCCGGACAUUCUCGAAUUAUUUUUUGGCGAUUCCCCGUUUAAAUUCCACACAAAAUGUUUUUAUCUGGUUUACAAAGAAUACGGUUUUUCUAGAGAAUACGAUUUUAUGUAUCAUCACGUUGUUAUUCACGGAUAUCGAGGCUUUUAUCUUAUUGGACGGAAAAUGCAUGGCGAACUGUUAAAAGAAGAAGAACGUUAUUUUCGAGCUCAGGAUGAAGAAAUGGAAGAAAUUUACAAAAUUGUGGAGUAUGAAAUGUUUGGUGUAGAUAAUCCACUAGAACAUAAAAUUAUGUAUUUAUGUUUUCCUAUUGGUUCUAAGAAAGCGCGCGUUUUGGGGAUUAGAUGUUGUGAUUUUUUGCAUUAA
Meloidogyne enterolobii is the source of this 444-nucleotide messenger RNA. Lineage: Eukaryota; Metazoa; Nematoda; Chromadorea; Rhabditida; Meloidogynidae. The record is from the annotation of a GenBank genome assembly.